Messenger RNA from Diachasmimorpha longicaudata, 3683 nucleotides. Its product is annotated as sushi, von Willebrand factor type A, EGF and pentraxin domain-containing protein 1. The record is from RefSeq and is a predicted model, not a curated record. The transcript has 13 exons. Gene Ontology annotation, molecular function: calcium ion binding. Lineage: Eukaryota; Metazoa; Arthropoda; Insecta; Hymenoptera; Braconidae. Bases 61 to 2835 code for a protein of 924 amino acids.
CUGUACCCCGCUCUUUUGCGUCCUUUAUCAGAUAUAAAAGUCACUCGAUAACGCGCGGAAAUGUUUCACUAUCGUUUUAAUGAUGUUGUGGGAGUGAAUUACAUCGUUUUCAUCAUCACUGCGUUUAAUGCUCCCUUUGGUUUUUGCCAAAACAUUGAGAGCCGAAGCAAAGAGGGCACUCCACACUAUCAAGUGGAAUCUCAGCUCAGUUGGAAUGAUCUUCAUGACUUCGAGAGCCCUAAGGAGCAAUUGAUCUGGGACACGAUUCUCUCCAACGAACGGAAGCACUCACCAACCGCCCCAAAACCUCUCUCCACUCUUCCCCUCGACAAGGCACCAAUUGGCCCUUCGGUAAAUUACUACAAUGAUAACUCAAAAAUUCCUGAUCUUAAAGUAGACUCUACACCGAGGAGAUCUAAUAAGAGACGAAAAAACGAUUAUCGGAAUCAUAAGAAAUAUAAGCACCUGAGAGCUCGUAAAUACUUCACCCACGCGAGAGCCAAUGAGCGGGCAGAAUCGUUAAUGACAAUUGAUAAAGGAUCCGACAGGGGCUACCAGAGAUCGAGGCCACACGAGAGAAAUCAAUUUAAAAAAUUGAAGCCAUGGAAUGAAGAAAAUUCACUUUCUGCCCUCACCGCUGAGGAUCCCUCUCAAUUAUUCAAUAAUUCGAGAGGGAAUCGUUCGCCCUGGAAUUUCCUCAGCUUCUUGAAUCAGAAAAAAAGUGAGAGAAAUGUUGAGAAGUUACUGACGAGGAAUCUGGAAAAGGAAAUCAUAAAAAUGAGACGAGAACGACCACUUGCAUUGAUAAAAAGUGAUGAGAAAAUUGCUGAACUAUCGCUGAGGAAGAAUGAAAUUUUAGAUAGUGAAAGUGGAAGUUUUGAUGAGGGCCGAGAGAUCAUGAAUUCUCAUCGGGAAACUCCUGUUUCCGUUAACAAUAAUCAAUUGGAUAAUUAUGAUCAGUUCAAGGGAGGGGAUGCUGAUAGGAAUGGGGGGAAUAUCGAUGCGAUAAAUUCAUCGAAUAAUUUCGGCCGUGCUACGGAGACUGUUUCACCUGCAAAUGAGUCUGGAGAGGACCGAAAUUUGUUGGAGGGAACUGAUAAUUUAGAGUCGCUGGGCGACCUCUCCUGCAUGAAUGGAAGCUUCGUACCUGCGCCUUACAUUCCCCAUGGAGUUAUUAAAUACGUGAAGUCAUCAAAACCUGAGCACGAGUAUCUCGAAGCGGACUAUACAUGCACCACUGGUUUCAUAAUGUCGUCAAACAACACUCGGCUCUACUGUAAAAAUCGUAAAUGGCUAGGCGAGCAGCCAUUCUGCAGGAAAAAACCUGAUCAAUUGUGUUUGCAUUCAGAAUGUGAGCACAUUUGUACAGUAGACAAUGGCAUAGCCAAAUGCUCCUGUCACAAAGGAUUUACCAUGCGAGACAAUAAAUGCAUUGAUGUCGAUGAGUGCGAGGAGGAAAAUGGAAAUUGUCAAUACAUGUGUGUCAAUAUUGUAGGGAGCCAUCGAUGCGAAUGCCCCGAAGGAAUGAAAUAUGGAGACGACAAGUUCACUUGUAUAGAUGUCGACGAAUGCUUGGAGAAUAAUGGUCGUGGGCCAUGUCAGGACAGAUGUCGUAAUACCGAGGGUGGAUAUAUUUGUUCUUGUGAGGGAUUGCCCAGCGCUGUUCUUUCGGCUGACAAUCACACCUGUCAGACAGCCGGGCAUUGCUCCGAUAACAAUGCUGGCUGCUCACACACGUGUCUUUCCACUGCUGGUAGAAUUUUUUGUCUCUGUCCCGACGGUUUUGUUCUUCAAGAUGACUGGAAAACUUGUCAAGAUAUCGAUGAGUGCGCUGUUCCUGAACUACAAACUGAGGUAUGUAGAUAUGGAUGCAUCAAUACUCCGGGCUCUUAUCGAUGCGCCAAUCCACUCGAGCUCGAGGAUCAACCGGCCAUCGAGAAGUGGAGGAACCAAUGCCCUCGUGGAUAUCGAGCAUCUUCAGUCGUCACGUGUUUGGAUAUAGACGAAUGCCUUGAUAACAACGGUGGCUGUGACGAGGUCUGUGAAAACACAGAAGGCAGCUACUUCUGUGCGUGCAACGGCGAUGAGAAAAUUGUCUCUUCAGACGGAAGAUCUUGUAUAGAGAUAAACGCUAUCUCGUGUCCACCGGUGAAUCCAGUUAAACGAGGUACUUUAAUAUGCUCACGGCAGGGAGACGACAAUACAUGGCAACCAUACAGAGCCGUUAAUCGGCCCGGCACUAAGUGCUAUUUGAAAUGCCCACGGAGUUAUCAAAUCCUUGGGGAAUAUCAGAUCACUUGCGACGAAAGUGGAGAGUGGCUGGGGCCACAGAAUGCCGAUUGUGUCAAGUAUCUGAAGCCACGCUUGGAAUGUCCAAAGGACAUAAUUGCGGAGCUAGCUCCCGGCCAAAACGAAGCAUUCGUGAGAUUUAAUCAACCGUCAACCGAUGUAGACUGGUUUCGCUACGUAAAAUCUAAGCCAUCCUGGGGUACAAGACUCGAGGCAAAUCUACAGCUCGGAUUGCACAUUGUCACCUUCAUGGCCAGGCAUCCAGUGUCGAAGAAACAGUCGAGCUGUACCCUUCGCAUUGUCGUCAAAGAGGGCGAGCCUCCCAAGGUCCAUAAUUGCCCGGAUGAUGUCAGCGGGAGGAACGGGAGCAUCAUCACCUGGGAUGAACCUGUUUUUACAGAUAAUGUCAAAGUAACUCAAGUGACAAACAAUCAGAGUCCAGAGCAAGCCUUUGACAUUGGUGAAUGGAAAAUUACCUACAAUGCAAGCGACGAUGCGGGAUGGUCAACAGUGUGCAGUUUCACUGUAUCGAUACAUCGAGGGUAAAAUUAGACGUUAGAAUUAGAAAAAUAUAGGGCGAAGGGAAGAACGAAGGUACAACGUAGGUAAUAUAAAUGGAAAUUCUGGGGACUUCGAGGUCCCAUCGUAUAUGUAAUAUUUUUUUGUCUCAUCACGAAUUGAUGAUGGAAAAUAAUUAUUAUCAAUUCAACGAAGAGGCUAUCAUUGACUGUUCGGGAAUUUGUUACAAUUUUUAAUGUGAGGUGAGUGAGAAUUUUUAGAAAAACAAUUUCAUUAGUCAUUGAAGUUCUGGUCGAACUUUCGAAAUCGAAUAAUUAAGGUCUAAUUGAUUUUUUCAAUUGUUUCAUCAAUGAUUUAAAAUUAUGCGAUAGCGAGAUUGCAAAAUUUGAAUAUUGAAAUCGUUGUGAAUAAAAUCAUUCGAUGAUUUUGGUGAUGAAAAAUAUAGCCAAAGCGUUCGAAUAUCGAAAAACCACUAAAUUUUUUCUCGAAAAAUUUCUUUUUGGUAACGUAAAAAAUACUGAUUAAAUUCUGCAUAUCUGUCGAUCUGUAGAUAGUGAUGAAUAAGUUAUGUAUCUACUGAAGUCAACAAUUGAUCAUCAGUUGUAAGGACAGUAGAAUAUACCAAACCUCAUAGCAACAUUGCCAAUGAAAAAGUAAAUUUAAGUUACCGAAUCAUUUGUAUCACAGAAUUUCUCAUGUUCUGACGAUGACCUAAUCUAAAAAAUAAUUAAUUGUAAGACGAGAUGACUAACCAGUUUUAUAAAGUAUUUAGUUGAUUGAAGAAUAGAUGUGACCAUUAAUCGUUGAAUUUUUUGUUUUUUAAUAUUUUCGUUAGGCCGAGGAAUAAUGUAAAAAUACGAUAGCUUAAGCCAUGG